CACACUACAAAACUUGAUUAUAAUUCAGAUUCUGUUUUUCAACUUGCUAUGCAGAUUUUUAACAAGCUGCCAGAGUGUCAACAUAGUGAUUUAUUAAGCCUUAUACAAGAUGCUUUAGAUGCUGCAAAUUAUAAAGAAAUUAAGAUUUCUAAGAUCAAGCAUAAGUAUAAUCAUCCUUCUAAUAACAAGCAUAUCUGCAAUACUUUUGAAAAUAUUGUUAAAAAACCUAAAGUUGAGAAAUUAGAUGAUAAUAAUGCUACAAUGUCUAUAAAGCUUGUCUUACAUAUUUCUCAAAAUACAGUAUCAGAG
Messenger RNA from Dentiscutata heterogama, 309 nucleotides. Lineage: Eukaryota; Fungi; Glomeromycota; Glomeromycetes; Diversisporales; Gigasporaceae. The record is from the annotation of a GenBank genome assembly.